AUGUCACUUUGUGCCUGUCAAGGUUUCUACUACCCGUGGACACUGAUGAUUCUCCCUCUUCUCCCCUUCAUCCUCUUUUUUUUCUUUCAAAAAACUACCUGUGACAGCCAUCAGUUCGUUCUUCAUCCUAUUUUCAUUAUGUUCGUUCCAUCUCGCUCUUUCUCUGAGAUGCAUGCGCGAACCAGACCUUCGCGGCACCCUGUUCUAAAGCUUCUUUACCGACGAUUGAAAGACUCCGAGUCCUUCUUUCUCUCCCCUAGGAACCUUCAAGAUCUCGGAAUUCGGGCUUCUCAGGUGGAUAUAACAGAUGACGGGAUUCUGCAAUUUCGACCAUGUUUUUUCCGGCCUUACCCAGAGAGAAUCCUUCAAGUAUACCCACUUGACACUUCAAAUUUGUUCAACGACCUACCAGUGCUCUACUACCAGCCCGACUUUGCUUCUAUGUUAGCAGAAGUUUGUUUGAAGUACCCAGAUGCGGAAGACCCUCUCAAAAUCGCAAGAUUUCAGUAUGAGGAACAUGCUAUGCUGAGGUCGCCGGACGAAUGGUUGACCCAUGCACGAGAAACGGAAUCCUACAUCCGUCGAAUACACGAUCUCUCACGGAAGGGACGGCCGGAAUUAUCUUCGCUUCUUGACUUAGGGACCCUUCAAUCGUCGCUAGAACCGACGAAGCACGAUCCUCCAACACAUGAGGAACGCCCCGGAGGACCUAGCUGGCAGAUGAAGCAGUUGUUAGACAAUAGUCACGAAAAUCCCCCUUUACCGCAUGCGAUUAUGGCAACCAUCGCACAUGUCCCCGCCAACUUUGAGCCCCAGAGCCUCACCCUCCAUGAAUUGAGAGCUAUCGUGAACAUGCUGAUCAUUCGCACUUCACACAGGCCGUUCAGGAACUACUCGGUUCAUCCAUUAUUGCUUCUCUCUUACAUGGGCCAGAAGCAUGGAAGAAUCAUUCAGGCUUCAUUUGAUGGGGAAAAAUUGAUUCUACAAUAUUCCCAACUGUGGUGCUUUGAGGACGAGGCUACGGCGCUAGUGGAACUAUUUGUUCGCUACAACAUCAGCCAGCUUGUCGGGCUGGAGAGACCACAACUUGAUGUUCCAUCGCUUAGAGAGUCGUUUACAUCAAUGGAUUUGACCUAG
This is a messenger RNA of Penicillium salamii, 1137 nucleotides long. NCBI's taxonomy places the organism in Eukaryota, Fungi, Ascomycota, Eurotiomycetes, Eurotiales, Aspergillaceae. The record is from the annotation of a GenBank genome assembly.